UUCUCUCACCUUCUCAAAAAUAUUUGUACAAGUUAGUAUUCAUAUGGCUCUUUAUGGAAACUUAAUGUUUCUUCUUUCUCUUUGGCUACUUCUGUUUUUGAACCAUGCCAUGGCUGAUGAAUUAAUAUUAGAUAUUGUUAGUUUCGGAGCGAAGCCUGAUGGAAAGACCGAUGCUUCACCUGUGCUUCAAACAGUAUGGGCUAAGGCUUGUGACUCGUCGGGACCAGCUACUAUUAACGUGCCCAAAGGCACAUUCUACAUUCAAAGUGGGAGCUUUAAGGGACCUUGUAAGAACAAUGUAAUUACUAUUCGCAUGGAUGGCACUCUUGUGGCUUCCUCAGACAUUCAAGUUCUAGCUAAAACUAAAACUUGGAUUGAGUUUCAAAACGUAAAUGGGCUUUCCAUUUAUGGCGGUGUUAUUGACGGGCAAGGAUCUGGCAUAUGGAACUGUAAACUCUCAGGGAAUAAUUGCCCUGAUGGAGCCACGAAUCUCGAGAUAGAAAAUUCACAAAACGUAAUAAUCAAUGGAUUAACUUCGAUUAAUAGCCAAAUGUUCAACAUCGUGGUGCAUGGUUGCCAAAAUGUGAACAUUCAAGGAGUGAAGGUCUCAGAUGCUGGCAAUAGUCCAAACACUGAUGGCAUCCAUGUGGAGGAAUCAUCAGACGUGACUAUCCUCAGCUCCAACAUUGGCACAGGUGACGACUGCAUCUCAAUUGGUCCAGGGACCACUAACUUAUGGAUAGAAAAUAUUACAUGUGGACCUGGACACGGGAUCAGCGUUGGGAGUUUGGGGAAGUCGGCGGAUGAGCCUGGAGUGAAAAAUGUGACAGUUACAUCAUCAACUUUUGUCGGGACUACGAAUGGAGUGAGGAUUAAGUCUUGGGGAAGACCGAGCAAUGGGUUCGCUACGAAUAUUCAUUUUCAACACAUUAUUUUGGAUAAUGUGGAGAACCCUAUCAUAAUUGAUCAAAAUUACUGUCCACACGACCAAGGUUGCCCCGGUCAGGAUUCAGGAGUAAAAAUUAGCGAAGUAACUUACGAAGAUAUCAAGGGAACAUCAGCCACUGAAAUAGGAGUCAACUUUGAUUGUAGCCCAACAAAUCCUUGCACUGGAUUAAGCUUGGAAAACAUUAAAGUGACUUAUAAUAAUCAAACCGCUAAAGCUUCAUGCAAAGAUGCCAAAGGAACUGCCUCUGGUGUGGUUGAACCUCCUAGUUGCUUAGAAUAGACGAACCUUAUUUUAGUAUUAGCCGUGUAUUAUAAAUAUGGAUAGAAGAGUUCUAUUGCCUGAACCUAAUAAACGAACUCUUAUG
Messenger RNA from Cucurbita pepo subsp. pepo (vegetable marrow), 1313 nucleotides. The record is from RefSeq and is a predicted model, not a curated record. NCBI's taxonomy places the organism in Eukaryota, Viridiplantae, Streptophyta, Magnoliopsida, Cucurbitales, Cucurbitaceae.